GUGACCGCGGACUUUAUGUAAUGCACAUGUUAUAUCAGGGUGGCUUAUGCUUUGUGUGUGCGGGAUCUGGUUUCCUGGGUGCACUGUGGGGCGUCGGGCAGGGGCACUGCUGGCAUCGUCUGUGCACCCCUUCCCCUCCCCCCGUACCCUGGCAGCGGUGACUGUCUCCCAGGACGUGCCCACUUCUGCUUGGAAAUCAGCUGUUCUUUGUAUGGCAUGCCAGGGCAGAGGGAUGGCACUCACCAGCUGCUGAGCUAAGAUGCCCUCUUGCUAGCGGAGGAAUCUUCUGCCUAUCUCUACAGCUACAGGUCCAAAGCAGCAUCAAUGGAUCUGUUCAGGUGCCCAUCCUGCCAGCAGACCCUCUGGGACCCUGUGACUUUGCCCUGUGGGCACACAUUCUGCAAGAAAUGCCUAGGAGCGGUCAAUAGAUGCCAGAUCUGCAAGCAAAGGCUAAAGGCCAGGGGUGCCCAGGAUCUCAGGUGCAAUACCCUCCUGUCCAACCUGGUGGACAAGUGCCUGGACAAGGACACCAAAGUGAAGAGGAUCACAAGGGACCUGGAGGAGCUGAUCUCCAACCAGCAGUAUGAGGAGGCUGGCAAGGUGGCCUGCAGAGGAAUAGUCAUGGCUCCUGAAAAUGCCCCCCUGAGAGUACUGCGCUCCCAGGUGUAUAUGUGUUUAAAGCAAUUUCCAGAAUCAUUGCGGGAAGCGGAGGUGAUCUGUGAUCUGCAGCCACAAAACCCGGAGGGAUUUUACAGAAAGGGAAUGGCUCUCCUUCACAUGGAAAAGAAGGAAGAGGCUCUUAAGGAAUUUCAGCGAUGCCUAGCCUUAAAUCCCCACUAUACUACAGCCCGUCAGGAGAUUGAACAGAUACUGAAGGACUUGGGUUUCUCUGUGCCUUCAUCUCUGGAGGAUCCAAUGGAUGAGGUGUCUCGCAUAUCAAAACAGACCAUGGCAGACACAGCCACCCUUAUAGCACCUCUUGAAGCUGCAACCAUUGGUUCUCAGGACUGUGGUACCAGCAAUAAGAUUGAGGGAGACAAGAUUCCUCCAUUGGUUCAGCCUUCUGAUGGGACAUCACAUGCCUUACACCAAGAGCGAAGGAAGAGGAAGGACGUAGACGAGUCAACCUCGCCAAACAAAGAGAGACUAAGUAAGCAUUUAAGAUUGACAGAUUCUCAGGAAGAUGAGGAGAAUCACAAGGAGUGCCCCCUGCCUCCAUUACUUAAAGAUAUCUUGAGUCUGUCGGACCUAGAAUGUUCACUGUGUAUUCGGAUGUUUUUGGAGCCGGUCACCACCCCAUGUGGACACACAUUCUGCAGGGAAUGCUUGGAACGUUGCAUGGACCACCAACCAUACUGCCCACUAUGCAAGCAAUGCUUACGAGAGUACCUGAGGGUGGGAUCCUAUCCGAUCACUGCUCUAGUGCAGGAUCUCAUGGUGACCAUAUUUCCCUCAGAGAUGACUGACAGAAAGCAGGUCCAUCUUACUGAAAUCGCUGAGAUGUCCAAUCUGGUUAGAAAUGUGCCAAUCUUUGUCUGCACGGUGGCUUUCCCUGAAGUGCCCUGUCCUCUCCAUGUAUUUGAACCACGUUACCGCCUCAUGAUGCGCCGUUGCCUUGAGACUGGGACCAAGAGCUUUGGGAUGUGUUUAUAUGAGAGCGGCAAGAGCUUUGCAGACUUUGGGUGUAUGCUGGAGAUCCAGCACUUAGACUAUCUGCCGGACGGACGGUCACUGGUGGAGACAGUGGGCAGAAGACGUUUCCGGGUACUUCAGAGGGGCCAGUUGGAUGGAUACCACAUAGCAGAGAUAGAAUACCUGGUGGACAAGAGGCUUGAAGGCGAGGAAUUGCAGGAAGUACAGAGAUUACAUGAUGCGGUGUAUCAGCAGCUAGAAGAAUGCUUCUCCCAGAACAGAGGGAGUCUUCCCCGACGUAUCUUCAUUCAUCACGCCAACCCACCUCCGAAAGAGGACGACAUACAGGCAUCUCCAGAUGGUCCUAACUGGUGUUGGUGGCUCUUGUCCGUGUUACCAUUGGAUCCAACCUACCAGAUGCUGAUUCUCUCCAUGACAUCAUUAAAAGAAAGGCUUUUCCACUUGAAACAUAUUCUAUCUGUUUUCCUUCAGAACAGGUCUUAGGAACCAUUGAUCCUCUAAGACCUUGUGGCCUCCGUCCAUUAUAUAAAUAUGGGUUUCUGGUGCUUUCCAAUGUCACUUGAGAUUAAGUGCACUACAAGUGGUAGGAACUGGAUUGACUUCAAGUAUGAAAUAAAGAAGACCUAAUUGAAGAUGUCUACGGACAGGACAACAUCUCGUCCCCUUUUUCUGUCAAUAUCAUCAAUGAUGUUUAACCUGCCUGGAAAAACUAAAUAGUGAAAAUAUUUCCUUUUCUGAGCCACUCUAUUGUUUAAACUAUCUUCAAGUGCCACAAGGCCCCUAAGCUCAUAUUGGCCAUUUUGCUCUCUCUUGCAGUGCAUUUUUAUUGCCUACAAAUCAGUAGAUAAACUUCUGCAUAAUGAUUGUACUAUACCAUAUGCCUUUUGUUUGAUGUAACUGCUAUGGACACCUUUUAAUAAUGAAAAAGUUAUUUUUACAUACAGUGGGGCAAAAAAGUAUUUAGUCAGCCUCCAAUUGUGCAAGUUCUCCCACUUAAAAAGAUGAGAGAGGCCUAUAAUUUUCAUCAUAGGUAUACCUCAACUAUGGGAGACAUAAUGAGGAAAAAAAUCCAUAAAAUCACAUUGUCUGUCUGAUUUUUAAAGAUUUUAUUUGCAAAAUAUGGUGAAAAAUAAGUAUUUGGUCAAUAACAAAAGUUUGUCUCAAUACUUUGUUAUAUACCCUUUGUUGGCAAUUACAGAGGUCAAAUGUUUUCUGUAAGUCUUCACAAGGUUUUCACACACUGUUGCUGGCAUUUUUGCCCAUUCCUCCAUGCAGAUCUCCUCUAGAGCAGUGACGUUUUGGGGCUGUCACUGGGAAACACAGACUUUCAACUCCCUCCAAAGGUUUUCUAUGGUGUUGAGAUCUGGAGACUGGCUAGGCCACUCCAGGAUCUUGAAAUGCUUCUUACAAAGCCUCUCCUUUUUUGCCCAGGUGGUGUGUUUGGGAUCAUUGUCAUGCUGAAAGACGAGCCACAUUUCAUCUCCAAGGCCCUUGCUGGUGGAAGGAGGUUUUCACUCAAAAUCUCAAGAUAGAUAGCCCUAUUCAUUCUUUCCUUUACACGGAUCAGUCAACCUGGUCCCUUAGCAGAAAAUCAGCCCCAAAGCAUGAUGUUUCCACCCCCAUGCUUCACAGUAGGUAUAGUGUUCUUUGGAUGCAACUUUCUCCUCCAAACACGACUACUUGAGUUUUUACCAACAAGUUCUACUUUGGUUUCAUCUGGCCAUAUGGCAAUACUCUUCUGGAUCAUCCAAAUGCUCUCUAGCAAACUUCAGAUGGGCCUGGACAUGUACUGGCUUAAGCAGGGGGACACGUCUGACACUGCAUGAUUUGAGUCCCUUGCGGUGUAGUGUGUUACUGAUAGUAGCCUUUGUUACUUUGGUCCCAGCUCUCUGCAGGUCAUUCACAAGGUACCCCUGUGUGGUUCUGAGAUUUUUGCUCACCGUUCUUGUGAUAAUUUUGACACAACGGGGUGAGAUCGUGGAGCCCCAGAUCAAGGGAGAUUAUCAGUGGUUUUGUAUGUCUUCCAUUUUCUAAUAAUUGCUCCUACAGUUGAUUUCUUCACAUCAAGCUGCUUGUCUAUUGCAGAUUCAGUCUUCCCAGCCUGGUGCAGGUCUACAAUUUUGUUUCUGGUCUUCUUCAACAGCUCUUUGGUCUUGGCCAUAGUGGAGUUUGGAGUGUGAGUGUUUGAGGUUGUGGACAGGUGCCUUUUAUACUGAUAAGUUCAAACAGGUGCCAUUAAUACUGGUAACAAGUGGAGGACAGAGGAGCCUCUUAAAGAAGAAGUUACAAGUCUGUGAGAGCCAGAAAUCCUGCUUGUUUGUAGGUGACCAAAUACUUAUUUUCCACCAUAAUUUGCAAAUAAAUUCUUUCAAAAUCAGACAAUUUGAUUUUAUGGAUUUUUUUUUCUCAUUAUGUCUCUCAUAGUUGAGAGAUACCUAUGAUGAAAAUUGCAGGCCUCUCAUCUUUUUAAGUGGGAGAACUUGCACAAUUGGUUGCUGGAUUCUUUAAGAAAAAAAGUUUCAAGGUGCAAUCUUUAUUCCUACAUUAGUUUUCAGAUCCCCUAUAUAAGUACUUUGAAACCUGAUACAAGUUAUAGACUUUUCUUCUGUGAGGUAUCCCUUCCAGUAACACAUGCUGGAUGUGAGGUCUGUUGUCCAGGAUGCUGCUGUCACUAGCUCCUGUGUAUCAGCACAGCCUCCUGUCCUGGUUCCACUUCUAUGGAUAGACACUGAUGUAAGAAGCGUGUGACUGCCUCUUGUUCUAGAAUUUGCAAUGAAAGCUUAUGUAAUGCACCCUUCUCUUCAUUGAAAACUGCCUUGUGCGCUUUCCUAUCUACAGCCUGUGUGAUCUGCUGUCCCUGAUAACUUGGAUGCUUUCCCCCCUCUCCACUCUCUGGUCUGCUACACCUCCUUCCCCUCUCUGCUGCUAUCUCUAACACUGAGAGAAGAAAAGCGGGAAAGUAGGGAGAGCUGACAGCCACAGGCAGCAUACUGCUGUUGAUUCUAUGUCAGUUUCAGCAGGGCAGCCCUGUAGGUAAAGGGAGUUCCCACAGCAGAAAAAUGGUAGGACAUUUUUAAUGCUAAUAAGGAUGUUGUUUAGGAAGCAAAUGUACAAUAAAAUAGAUACUAUUGCUAAGGUGUUCAUAUUCUUUAAGUACCUCUUUACUUGGUUCAGUUCUGUAUUUAUAGUUGGCUUAUCUAUAAGACUUUGUUUAGUAGAAGGGAAUGGAUAUUUGUAAAGCCUGGCACUACUAUGGAAAAUACUAUGCUGUUACUAUUUUCUUGCAGUAGUGUCCAGCAGGCACACUUGCACUUUAUGAAAUGUUUUAGAUGACAGCCAUCGUUUUUCUGAAGAAGCUUGUCUGUAUGUUUUUGAAAUGCAAAAAUUCCUACAACAUGCACCCUUAAAGGGAAUCUGUCAGCUGUAUUUGCUGCAGACACAAUUCGGUAGUAGCAAAGGUAUAAAUACAAACUAACUUUCUGGAGCUGAUGGUGGGUGGCAAACAUAUAAAAUUGCCCUUUUUAUUUCUCAGCUAAGUGUCAAAUAGGGAGAGCCUAGCUUCUGAAGUUUCAUAGCCUGGCAGCCCUCCUUGCUAAGAGGCAAGUGUGAGCAUGGAGGUGUUCCAAGCUGUGGCACUUGAGCAGCACGGCCCUGCCUCUUUGACAAUCUCCUGAGAAAUAAAAAGCAAUUUUAUAAGUUAGACAUCCAUCAUCAGCUCCAGGAGAUGUACAGUUUGCUUUUAUACCCUAACAGCUAUCUGCAGCACACACAGCUUACAGAUUCCCUUUAAAGGGUACCUGCAUAGUUGAACUUCCAUCCUUUUUCUUAAGAUCACCGUGGAGAGAGGAAGGUCCAUACUAGGCAGUUGAGUUGGCAACUCUCUUGGCAUACUCUAUUGGUCCGGCAAUCUGACCGUCCAGUGUAUACCUGCAUCUCUCCAUUUCAUUCGAAAUAAUGGACAGGAGUUCAACUCAACAGGUGCCCUUUAAAUCCGGACAUGAUUAUUCACUGGUGGGUUUGUAAGAAAAUUAUGUAGCAUUCUUUAUUUCAACAAUUUAUUAAACUUGGCUUUUGUUGAAAUUGUUUUUAAAUAUUUCUGUGUUCUAUGGUGCUGUGGAUUCAUUAUAUACCCCACACAGCAGACACUGCCUAAACUGGUGGCAACCAUUGUACCAACCAUUAUGAACUCCAUCAUCCUAGGUUGCAUGAUGGGAGCAUGGGUCCUAGGCAGCUUAUGGUGUACAAGUUAACUCUGUAAAUAUUCUACUUUUAUGAAAAGAAAUGCAUUCUAUCGCCUUUUGUUUCGCUCCUUAAACUCAAAAAUAAAUUGAGCAAUAUACUUUUUUCUUUUCGAUUCUCAGUGGACACUAUUGCUUAUGUAAUGUACUACAUUGAAUGGGAUGUCUAUAUAGGUUUCUUGGUCCUAACAUGUUGUAAUAUCUGUAAAAAGGCUUACAGAUAUUAUUAUAAUUUUUUUUUUUUUAUCAGAUUCAUAGUGUAGAUAUGGACUGGAUGAAUCCAUUUAGUGCUUUUCUUUAUCAGCACAGAACCAUUUCAGCACUGAAUAAUCUUAGACUGGUUGCUUGGGAUUACUCUGCCUUGGUCAGAUAGCUUAUCCAUAGCAACCAGUCUGUCUCAGAUUACUAAAGGUUAAAGUUGUAUUAAAUAGAGCCCCAAUAGCGUCCCAUUGAUUUAAAUUGGAUUCUGCUGUACUGUUGGAAAGAUGUCUCUGCUGCGGAAAUCCUGCUUCUUGCUUUGCAGAAAGAAUGGACUUGACUAUUCUUUUUGCGAAUUUCACUUGGAAAUGCAUUGCCUUCUAUCCCUUUAUUUCUGAGUGGUCCUAGCAUCCGACGGAUUAUUCUAAUGUGUGGAAUGUCCACCCAGAAUGUCUACUUGUUUUUCGGGCGGGCAUUUUGCACAUUUUACGCCAUGUGAACAUAGCCUUACUGUCAAAUUAGUUUUGUAUUUUAGGUAAGGGCAUGCAACAAGACUGAUUGCUAUGGAUACACUGCCUAACAACUACAGCGAGUUGUCCAGAACAGUGUCUCUAGCAACCAGUUGGCACUAAGCUGAGGUCAGGGUAUAGAUGAGUGAUUUGGUAAUUCUUAAUAAGCUUGACCAAUCCCAGAAACGAAGUCAUGUAGGAUAACUGCAUUAAAUGUUAAGUGUAUUUAUAUCUUUAUAUAAGGAUUUUAUCAUCAGAUUAUAUUAUGAGGUUAUAACUUAUUAGACUACCUCUUCUGCUUUUAUUCUAAAUGUUGUAAACUAAUGUCAAUUAAUUGUUUCUUUAGGAACUGUAACUACAGGGUCAGAUAUGUAGAAACAUUUAGGGCCCAUGUACACCUCCCAUGGUUUUCAAUGGGAUUGUGCUGCUCGAGGUACUAUGUGAAAUUUCUGCAGUGGAAAUUCCGGAUUCCGCCAUCAGUGGUGAUGACGCUUACACGCGGAAUCUCCGCCUAUUACAAAUUCUGUAGUGUGCAUGGGCCCUUAAGGUUUGAGAUGUUUAGAACCCAUGUGACAUUACUGGGGUUGUGAUGAUUCAAAAUUUAAUUUUUGCAUACAGUGAUAUAAUGCAUAUAGAAGAUCAUUACUGUAUAUUAGUAAAUAAGGAUUUUAAUUUAAACUUUUUCUGCUAUUGUGUCCCGAGAUUUGUGACUUCUUUAUUUGCCAGUUCUUAACUGCACUACAAAUCUACUAUUUGGUAGGCAGUUGGUGUGACUGGUUUAUCAACAUUUAAUGGAAUAUUUCUGAGCAAUUUUUUUUUUCAAAUUAAC
Hyla sarda is the source of this 7427-nucleotide messenger RNA. Its product is annotated as LON peptidase N-terminal domain and RING finger protein 1-like. The transcript has 11 exons. Bases 325 to 2136 code for a protein of 603 amino acids. Gene Ontology annotation, molecular function: protein binding. The record is from RefSeq and is a predicted model, not a curated record. NCBI's taxonomy places the organism in Eukaryota, Metazoa, Chordata, Amphibia, Anura, Hylidae.